AUGGCCACCAGACCAGCUCCACCAGCUCCGGGCAGACGACCCAUCGACAUGGCUAGGAAGCACCCUCAAGGUUAUGCUCAUGGUCCUCCUAAGCAGGCUAAAGUUGGUCAAUACAUCAUCGGUCGUACACUAGGUACUGGUACUUUUGGAAAAGUCAAACUCGCGACACAUGCCAUCACGGGUCAUUUGGUAGCUUUGAAAUUGAUAAACCGUUCAAAGAUCACAACGCCCGAUAUGAACGCCAGAGUCAAAAGGGAAAUUCAAUAUCUAAAGGUGCUUCGUCACCCUCACAUCAUCAAAUUGUAUGAAGUUAUCACCACUCCCACAGAUGUUAUCAUGGUCAUGGAAUAUGCCGGCGAGGAAUUGUUCAACUAUAUAGUUUCGAAAGGCAAGGGAGGAAUGAGCGAAGAUGAAGCCAGAAGAUUUUUUCAACAAAUGAUAGGUGCUAUAGAGUAUUGCCACCGGCAUCAUAUAGUUCAUCGCGAUUUGAAACCGGAAAACUUGUUCCUGGACUCGAGACAUAAUAUCAAGAUUGGCGAUUUUGGUUUAUCCAAUUUAAUGACGGACGGUGAUUUUCUCAAAACCUCAUGCGGUAGUCCAAACUAUGCCGCACCAGAGGUUAUUUCUGGAAAACUAUACUCCGGCCCAGAGAUCGAUGUUUGGUCAGCAGGCGUCAUCAUGUACGUCCUACUCUGCGGUAAACUUCCAUUCGACGACGACCACAUUCCCACUUUGUUCAAAAAGAUUGAAUCUGGACAUUUCCGUAUCCCCUCGAAUCUCUCUCCCGGAGCUGUACACUUGCUCGAACGUAUGCUCAAUGUCGACCCAGUCAAACGAGCCACCAUCGCGGAAAUCCGAGAGAUGCCUUUCUUUCAACAAGACUUACCGAGAUAUUUACAACCAUUACCGGAGAUUGAAAGAUAUCCAACUUUACCGAUGGACGAUUUGAAUACUUUACUCAUGAUGAGUGAAGGUAGGGCGGAUCCGAAGAAAAUAGCAGAGCAGAAAGGAUUAGUUUGGACUAAAGAUCUAGGGAUUGUGGAUCCGGAGAUCGUGAGCGAGUUGUUGUCCAAAAUCACAACAUAUACAGAAGAGAUGGUAUGGGCGGAUUUGCAGAAAGAAGGUGAUAACCAAGUUAAAGUGGCUUAUCAAUUGGUGAGGGAUCAUAAACGGAUAUUAGCGGAUUGUGAUGGCUUUGAAGAUGAUGAAACGGCAGGUGCGAUGGAAGAUUUCAUGGCAUCUUCUCCACCUGCCUGGAAUGCUGAUAUGCACAAUGUCAAGCCGUAUCCUAUGGAAGGAUCCGACGAAUUAGAUUUGGAAGAAGACGUGGAUGAUAUACAAGAUAUUCCCAAUGCCCAUUUCGACGUUUUAGAUUCUUCUUUACCUGGGUUUCAAACCCCACCUUCAAUAGGCUCCAUCACCCCACUCAUCGCUCCUGAAUCUUCAGAACCUCUCAAACCAUCUCCCAUCGAUACCUCCCCCACCUCCAUCCCAGAUCCUGCGACACGUACAAUCCGAUCCAUUCAAAUCAACUCUCCAUCAUCUUAUCCACUUGUCCCAACCCUUGACGUCAAACCACCUCAAAAACCAAAAUGGCAUUUUGGUAUCCGUUCACGUUCACCACCAAUGGAAGUCAUGUUGGAGAUUUAUCGUACCCUUGGAACAUUGGGUAUGCAAUGGAAAAAGAAAGAAGGUAUAGGUAUGCCUGAAAUUGGAAAUUCUCCUCCUGGUGGGUAUUCAGAAGAAGUUGAACAAAUGUUAGAACAAUGGAAAGAUGUGAAUGGUGAAGGUUUAGUUAUGGGUAGAAAAGCACCUCCAAAGAAGGAAGUUCAAGCUCAGGAGAAAGCUGCUCAGGGUUUGUAUUUAGUAGAGACUCGUGCGAGGUACGGGAGUAUCAUGGUAAGAAUGGAUCUUCAACUUUAUCGUGUUGAUCAAGAAAAUUACUUGGUCGAUUUCCGUAAUAUAGGUUAUUAUUCAGCCCCUCAAACAAAACCUGAUACCAAAGAAUUACCCAAUCCCAUUAUCGACGAAACUAUAGAUCCCCCAUCUACGGAAAUUGAUCAACCUAUAGAAUCUCCAAAACAAACUUCUUCAUCCCGUAGUGGUAGUGGUGGUAGUGGAAGAAGUAUAGGAGGUGUUUCAGGUCCUUUCCAUUUCUUAGAAAUGGCUUGUCAAUUGAUAUCAGAGUUGGCAAGUGGGUAA
This is a messenger RNA of Tremella mesenterica DSM 1558, 2202 nucleotides long. RefSeq lists its product as uncharacterized. Lineage: Eukaryota; Fungi; Basidiomycota; Tremellomycetes; Tremellales; Tremellaceae. The coding region runs from base 1 to 2202 and encodes 733 amino acids. Gene Ontology annotation, biological process: protein phosphorylation; intracellular signal transduction. The record is from RefSeq and is a predicted model, not a curated record. Gene Ontology annotation, molecular function: ATP binding; protein serine/threonine kinase activity. The transcript has 11 exons. Gene Ontology annotation, cellular component: cytoplasm.